GCUGAACAAGAACAGCCGAAGAAGAAGAGGACUUUUCGCAAAUUCACCUUCCGUGGCGUUGAUCUCGAUCAGCUUCUCGACUUAUCUCAUGACCACCUUAUGGAACUGGUUCACUGCCGGGCCAGGCGACGAUUUUCACGGGGACUUAAGAGGAAACCGGUUCACCUCAUGAAGCGGUUGAGAAAAGCGAAGAAAGAGGCUGCUCCAAUGGAGAAACCUGAGGUUGUAAAGACACAUCUAAGGAACAUGAUCAUUCUUCCUGAGAUGAUUGGUAGCAUGGUGGGUGUUUACAACGGAAAAACCUUCAACCAAGUGGAAAUAAAGGUUGGCUUUGGUUUAAAUCUGUUUAGAAAUUUGUCUUACUAA
Messenger RNA from Pocillopora meandrina, 366 nucleotides. The record is from the annotation of a GenBank genome assembly. NCBI's taxonomy places the organism in Eukaryota, Metazoa, Cnidaria, Anthozoa, Scleractinia, Pocilloporidae.